GGUAUGUUUAUUUAGAAUAUUAUAGCUGUAAAAUAAUUACAUUAUGUAAAAUCUCAUCUAUAUUGUUAUUACUUUUAUUUGUGCUUAUCAUAAUAUAAUAACAUCGUAAUAGACAAUCAUGUUGUUAAUGAUACAAAAAUCCUAUGUUUUUGUAUCAGAGGGAAGAGUUGACAUAUGUCAAAUUAUCUAUUAUCAUUAUCCUUCCUAUCGAAAAUUUACCUUGCACCUUGCACAACUACUAAGCACAUCAUCUUCUUGUGUAUCUGUAUCUGUAGCAAAUAAGUCUAUAGACUUAUUUGGCACGUUUUUCUUUAAUUUUAUAUUACACAAACUGAAAUGGAUAUCCCCGGUUUUUUGUAUGCUGGUUUAGUUGCAGCUGGUGGAGUGUUUGGUUAUUAUAAAGCAGGUUCUGUACCUUCUUUAGCAGCAGGUGUACUUUUUGGUGGUGCAUUAGCCUAUGGAGCUGUAGAAACAAGCCGUGAUCCUUCCAAUUACACACUUCAAUUAGCUACUAGUUCAAUUCUGGCUGGUGUUAUGGGAUAUAGAUUCUACAAUUCUGGAAAAAUUAUGCCUGCAGGUGUCGUAUGUUUAAUGUCUAUAGCAAUGAUCGUUAGGAUUGCGGGAAGAGCUAGUGGAAUUACAGGACCUAGACAUACAUAAAUUUAGUGGAUAUGCUAAAAAGGUAAUUGACUAUUGGCUAUAUUUGUUUUAAGUUGUACAAAUAGACAAUAUUCAGUUAACAAAACCAUAAUCAUAAUUAUGGUAAUAUAUAAAUAUUAUGUUAUUAGUAGGUACCAUAAUAUUUUAUGAUUUAGUUAUUUAAAGGUGAUUGUAAAAGUGCUAGCGGUAGUUAAAUAGUUAUUUGUUAAAAGAUGUUUGGAAAGAUUUGUGAAGUGUUUGGAAAAAUUGAAUAAAUAAAAAGAACAUACAUUAACAUUUUGAUACGUUAUUAGAGCUGCAGCUAAUUUACUUGUUAAAGUUUUACAGUCACAAUUUCUUCUUUCUACAUUACUUUUACUAUUUUGAGUAUACUUUGGUAUACACUUUCCUGGUUAGUUUGGAAUAUGUUUGUCCUAGCUAAUCAUGAAACAUAUUAAAUUAAUCAGCAUACAGCUUACACAUAAUAAAUUUAUACUUAGCAUAAGUAGUAAAGGUUCUCUCUCUAAACCUCAAUAAAUUGACAUAUUGCAUUUCUUUUAAAACAGUACAACCUCCGUUAACCGAAAUAAGUGGGGGGGGGGGGA
This is a messenger RNA of Diabrotica virgifera virgifera (western corn rootworm), 1244 nucleotides long. RefSeq names its product transmembrane protein 14C. Gene Ontology annotation, cellular component: mitochondrial membrane. The record is from RefSeq and is a predicted model, not a curated record. The transcript has 2 exons. Lineage: Eukaryota; Metazoa; Arthropoda; Insecta; Coleoptera; Chrysomelidae. Gene Ontology annotation, biological process: regulation of heme biosynthetic process. The coding region runs from base 337 to 660 and encodes 107 amino acids.